Messenger RNA from Fusarium redolens, 529 nucleotides. RefSeq lists its product as uncharacterized. NCBI's taxonomy places the organism in Eukaryota, Fungi, Ascomycota, Sordariomycetes, Hypocreales, Nectriaceae. The transcript has a single exon. The annotation marks the transcript as partial. The record is from RefSeq and is a predicted model, not a curated record.
CUAAACAGCACGAGACUUCACCAUUUCCACGAAAGACCGUUCAGUCUGGUGGCGGAGAAAAGUACCGAAAGAAAGUACCGGAAUGUUCAGAAACGGCUCUUGGCCUUUGCCUUUCGAACGCAUAUGAUGACGGCUAGAGUCAGGAGAGAGUGUGUGAGGUUCCAGUUGAGCAAAGAUCUAUCCUCUCAACUUCAAGUCAUUUAGGAGCCCAAGGUCUGGAAAUUGUUCGACUAGACCAGAGGAUCCUGGCCUGUGAUACCGGGAAUUAGUGACAUCGGCGAAGCCACGGAUGAGGUUUCUGCGCGCCCUGAGUAUCAGCCGCUGCAGGACGAAUUCAUUUCAUUCGAUGCAUCGCAAUCCAAGGAUUUUGACGAUGAGCAAGGUGAAGAAGAAGCCUAUGUGAUGACGAAGACGAAGAUGUCAAUUCGGUGUUCGGAUACGACGAGGUCGACUGUGACAACUCGGAGGUUGUACGCAACCAAGCCAAAGCCGAUGAAACCACCAUGCUGAUCGACAUUCGAAGAUGUGG